CUCCAAGUACCUCCCAAUUAAAUAUGACCGAUCCACCAGCCCCACCCCAUGCAUCCAGCUCCUCUAAUUCACAAGUUUUAUCUACCUCACCUCCUCCAACCCGCCCCACUCGACAACGGAUCCCUAACCCCAAAUAUUUUGGCGAUCCGUUCGUCAACUCCACUACCCGUCACCCUAUACCCACUCCCCUGGAACCCGUGAGUGUAAAACAAGCUUUAGCAGAUCCAAGGUGGAAGGCAGUUAUGGAGGAUGAAAUCGCUGCUCUUCAACGAAAUACUACGUGGACCCUUGUUCCACAGCAGGCCCAACAACCUAUCACUUGCAAAUGGUUGUUCCGUAUCAAACGGAAUGCUGAUGGAAGUGUCGCCAGGUUCAAAGCACGCCUUGUUGCCCGUGGCUUUAUGCAACAACCGGGUCAGGGUCCAAGGAAAGAAGAUGAGGUGUAAAGGUGAGAUUAUUCUGAGAUUACGUAAAUGUGAGAUUAUUUUGAGAAGACCAAUAAAAGAAACCUUGUUGGGGCUCACCAGACUUGAGGAGGAGCUGCGACUCGACAGAGAGGGUAGUGGGUGGCGACUGAACGGAAAGAGGAGCGAGUGGCCGGAGCAGCUGAGCCCUUGUACGCUCCAUUUCUGGGUCCUCAUGCUCUGUCUAGGGGUCACCAAGGGUGUCCCGGUUGGGGUCGACAACGACCUUCUCCAUCUGCAUGAGAGACGCGUCGGCGUUGGUAUCGCCGAUCUUCUUGCUGACACAUUGUUCUUCAGCAGGGCUGGAGAAAUCAGACAUAGUUUUCUUCCCUUCUUCCCCUGUAUGAAAUUUCAGAUCUAAAUCUGAGAUGUCCAGUAACAUCAUUUUCAUCUGAAUUAGACAGAUUUUUUCUUGGUUUUCCUGCUAAAGUGACGUGAGAGAGGAUAGAAGCUCUCAAUGAAAGAAUCAAUGUUGGUCCAAAAUAGGACGCUCCUAGACUUUUAGGAAAGAUACGUACGACACUCAAGCAGGAAAUCAGGAAAAUAAUGUGAAUACGGAAAGUGCUCAGGAGAAUAAUUCUGAUAAUAAUAAGCGAGUGGAGGACUCGUGAUGGGGUUAUGGGACUAGGCCCAGAGCCUAAUCGGCCCAGGCCCCGAACUUGAACUAGAAGGUCCAAGCCCAACAACCCAGAGCUCGAGCCGGCCUAAUGGAUCAGGUCCAUCAAGAAGCGGAAGCCCAAGACGGCCUGCCUUGCGGCCCAGCCAGUAGCCUGCCUACAGCACAACGGGGAACCUGCCUUCCAGCCCAGCCAGGAGCCUGCCUCUUCCCCAACGGGGAGCUUGCCUUCCAGCAUAGCCAGGAGCAUGUCUCUUGCCCAACGGGGAGCUUGCCUUCCAGCCCAGCCAGGAGCCUGCCUCCAACCUAGCGGGGAACCUGCCUUCCAGCCUGGCCGGUGGCCUGCCUUCCAGCCCAGCCAGUAGCCUGCCUCCAGCCCAGCGGGAAGCCUGCCUUCCAGUCCAUUCAGGAGCCUGCCUCCAGUCCAGCAGGAGGGAGCUCAAGUGUUCGGCCUGCCAGCCAGGCCGACUUGCUAGCCAGGAACAGUAACGGCCGAAGCAAUUAAUGUGAGACUUAAUUAUGUAUUUAAUUUCCGUAUAAUAUUGUAAUUAAUUAGCCAUUAAUAUCUUUGACAGUUACCAUUUGUAAUCGCCUAUAAAAGGCAAGUCUGAUUCAAAUGAACGAUAAGC
This is a messenger RNA of Cuscuta europaea, 1709 nucleotides long. NCBI's taxonomy places the organism in Eukaryota, Viridiplantae, Streptophyta, Magnoliopsida, Solanales, Convolvulaceae. The record is from the annotation of a GenBank genome assembly.